AUGCUGUUUAAACAAUGGAAUGAAUUUGUAGCUCCAAGACAUGAAUUGGAUUCCCCAAUCAUUGCAAGAAAUGAUGAUUCAUUACAAUUAUUGAGCUUGCCUGAAGUUCACAUGCCAGAAACAGAUUUGUCAAAAUAUAAAAAUGUGGUAUUGACUACAAAGAUUAUGGAUCCUUUAUUCCCAUCAAAAUUACUAUCCGCUGAAAAGAUUGCAGAUAUUACAACUACUUUAAAAAUAGAUGAAUCACAGGAUGUAGGUGAAUCAGAAAAUCAUUCUUGGGAUUAUGAAGAAAAUUUCCCUAAUGAAGUCGGAUUUAAAAGAGACUCUAAUAAUCGAAGAUUAUUGUCUUUCUCAUCCCCAAUAUUUGCAUUUAAAGAUACGAUAAUUAUUAUGAUUGAAGAAAAUUUUAUUAAGAUGUCGGCGAUCUUCAGUAACGUCAUUGCUGAGCAAGUCAUAAAUCAUCUAUUGAUCAAUGGUAAUCCAGAUUUAAACUUUAUAGCUAUUGGUACAUCUGAUAGAAUACUUAACAUUAAAAAAUUAACACAAGACCAUUGCUCAUUAGAGCCACCUGAAUUUGUCACAGGAUUUAUUGGCAGUAUCCUAACUCAAUUAAUCUCUAAAGAAGUCAAUGUCUUUACAGGUAUAUUAGCUCCUAGUGAAGGUCCGAUAGGAUUUGAGAAAAUGACACUAGAUGUGAUAAAAGAAUUGAUUGAUAUUUGCCAGGAACUUUUAGAUAUCAAAAGUACAGAAUAUUCAGUCGAUUGUCAGCGUAUGUGGAGAUUAGAUGGUGCAGCCAUUGGAGCUCAAUCCGGUUUAUAUAUAUAA
Messenger RNA from Vanderwaltozyma polyspora DSM 70294, 825 nucleotides. It is a transcript of the gene PBA1, whose product is annotated as Pba1p. Gene Ontology annotation, biological process: proteasome assembly. The record is from RefSeq and is a predicted model, not a curated record. The coding region runs from base 1 to 825 and encodes 274 amino acids. NCBI's taxonomy places the organism in Eukaryota, Fungi, Ascomycota, Saccharomycetes, Saccharomycetales, Saccharomycetaceae. The transcript has 2 exons.